Molecule: messenger RNA, 690 nt
Organism: Jaculus jaculus (lesser Egyptian jerboa)
Lineage: Eukaryota; Metazoa; Chordata; Mammalia; Rodentia; Dipodidae
Product: kinetochore protein Spc25-like
Exons: 1
Coding region: 10-690 (226 amino acids)
Biological process (GO): chromosome segregation
Cellular component (GO): Ndc80 complex
Source: RefSeq, a predicted model, not a curated record
UCUUACACAAUGAUAGAAGAUGAACUGACACUCUUCGAUAAAAGCAUAAAUGAAUUUGGUAAUAAGUUCAAAAAUACUCUAAGCGACGUCCCCUGUCACAUGGUAGGGCCAAGAGAUGCCUACAAGGACUCCAUUAAAGCACUUUCAGAAAAGCUGUCUGUGAAAUUAAAGGAAGAAGAAAGAAUGGUUGAGAUGUAUAUGGAGUAUCAAAAUCUGGUCUGCAGACAAAAUAAACUCAUUCAGGAAAAAAAAGAUAACCUACUAAAGCUGAUUGCUGAAGUAAAAAGCAAAAAGCAGGAAUUAGAAGUGUUGACAACAAACAUCCAGGAUCUUAAAGAAGAAUACUCUAGGAAGAAAGAAACUAUUUCUACUGCUAACAAAGCUAAUGAAGAAAGGUUGAAAAGGCUACAGAAAUCUGCACACUUGUAUAAAGAUCGACUUGGACUAGAAAUUAGAAAAAUUCAUGGUGAUAAACUGCAGUUUAUAUUUACUGGUAUUGACCCUAAGCAUCCCGAGAGCCCAUUUAUGUUUUCUCUGCGUCUAAAUGAAGCAAGGGAAUAUGAAGUGUCGGACAGUGCUCCUCAUCUUGAGCGCCUAGCAGAAUUUCAAGAGAAUGUGAGAAAGACCAACAAUUUUUCAGCAUUUCUUGCUAAUGUUCGGAAAGCUUUUACUGCUAUGGUUUAUAAUUAA